Messenger RNA from Microdochium trichocladiopsis, 1482 nucleotides. Its product is annotated as 26S proteasome non-ATPase regulatory subunit 12. Bases 1 to 1482 code for a protein of 493 amino acids. The transcript has 4 exons. The record is from RefSeq and is a predicted model, not a curated record. NCBI's taxonomy places the organism in Eukaryota, Fungi, Ascomycota, Sordariomycetes, Xylariales, Microdochiaceae. Gene Ontology annotation, cellular component: nuclear proteasome complex; proteasome regulatory particle, lid subcomplex; cytoplasm.
AUGGCGGACGCAGCGCUGAAGCCGGAGAAGGACUUCAGCAAGGAGGCUGAGAAGAUCAUCCCCGAAGCCGAGCAGCUUGCCAAGACCGACAUCAAUGCCGCUAUUGAGAAGCUGUCCGUCCUCGAGAAGCAAACCCGCCAGGCCUCAGAUCUCGCAUCUUUAUCGAAAACACUCAUCACGAUAGUCACAAUCGCCAAGGAUGCCGGCAACUGGAGUCUACUCAACGACCAGGUUCUCAUCCUGUCCAAGAAGCAUGGCCAGCUCAAGCAGGCCAUCACGCGGAUGGUUCAGACCGUCAUGGGCUUCCUCGACAGCACUCCCGACCUCGACACCAAGCUCACAGUCAUCGAGACAUUGCGGACCGUUACUGAAGGCAAGAUCUUUGUCGAGGUCGAACGUGCCCGCGUGACCAAGAUCCUGUCCGACAUCAAGAAGCAACAAGGCGACCUGAAGGCGGCGAUGGACAUUCUGUGUGAGCUGCAGGUCGAGACGUUUGGCUCGAUGGACAGACGAGAAAAGACCGAGUUUAUCCUUGCUCAGGUUGCGCUCUGCAUUGAGAACGACGACUGGACGCAGGCUUCCAUCCUUGCACGCAAGAUCAGCACAAGAUACCUCGCCCGAAAGCCAAAGAAGACGCCCGAGCAGUUGGCCAAGGAGGAGAAGGCACGGGAAGAGAAGCGCAAAAAGGGCGAGGAUGUACCCGAGGAGAAGGAGGACGACACGACCGACCUCAAGCUACGGUAUUAUCAGCAACAAAUCCUGCUGGCAAAGCAUGAGGACAAGUACCUGGAUGUAUGCAAGCACUACCGGCAAGUCCUGGACACGGAAGCAGUCGAGGAAGAUCCUGCGAAACUCCAGCCUGUCCUCCAACGCAUCAUCUGGUUCGUUAUCCUCGCACCACACGACAACGAGCAGCAUGAUCUGCUGCAGCGCGUCCUUCGCGACACCCGCAACAGCCAGGUCCCCAUCGAUGCUCAGCUUCUGAAGCUCUUUACCGUGCACGAGCUCAUGCGCUGGCCCGAGGUCGCGAGGACAUUCGGGCCGCAUCUCUGCAGCACGGAUGUUUUCGACCGGCAGGAGGGUGAGUCUGGAGACGAGAAAGCCUUUAAGCGCUGGCAGGAUCUGCGCAAGCGUGUUAUUGAGCACAACGUUCGCGUGAUUGCCAAGUACUACACGCGGAUCGGCAUGAAGCGUCUGACGCAGCUGUUGGAUCUCACCGAGGAUGAGACGGAGAAGUACAUCAGCGAGCUAGUAUGCUCAAAGACCGUUUGGGCGAGGAUCGAUCGGCCAGCGAAACUGGUCAACUUUGCCAAGCCCACAGAUGUCGAUGACACACUGAACGAGUGGAGCCACAACAUGAAGAGCCUUCUUGGUCUGUUAGAGCGGGUAGACCACCUCAUCACCAAAGAGGAGAUGAUGGCGCGCAUUCAACCGACAGCGAAGGGUGGAAAGGCGGACAAGAAGACCAAGAAGAAGGCAUAG